CACAUGCCGGGCUCCGAGCUGCAGCGCCGCGCCCGCCUUCUCUACUCAUGGCGGAAACACCCUUUGGCAGCAGCUCUAGAGCCCCGUCCAGACGUGCCUCGGGAGCGAGCCCCCGCUAUCUCUGGGGUGCCCACUGCAGCCUCGCGGCCCAGGCUGCCUGAAGCCACCAGUUCUCCUGGAGCUCAGCGGGUACGAGAAUCGGAGACCCUCACUGCAGCGUCCCCACCAGGGCAGGAGGUACUCCCAGCUCUGGCUGUCAGUCAGGAGCUGGAAGAGCCACCUGCCCCUUUGGUAGCCCCAGAACAUGAGCAGCCCCCAGCCCCAGCCUGCGGAGUCACGGAAGGGCUGGAACAACCACCUGCUGCAGCUGAGCAACCAGCCUCAGCACCCCAACAGCAGCUCAUGUCGGCUCCAGCCCCACAGGAUGAAUUCCCUGACCUUGUCAUUGCGUUGUCAUUUUAGUAUUGGGUAUAGAGGUAUUUAGUGUACUUAUGUACUAUUGCUUUAUACUUAAAACAUAAAUUAAGUUUCAAAAAAUUUACUCUGAUCCUGUGAAAUUACAACUUCAAGUGUCAGUAUGUACAUUCGCAGGAUUUUACACCCGUGACCACUAUGUACUCCUAAAAC
This is a messenger RNA of Prionailurus viverrinus (fishing cat), 627 nucleotides long. Its product is annotated as ral guanine nucleotide dissociation stimulator-like. Bases 4 to 462 code for a protein of 152 amino acids. The transcript is spliced from 2 exons. The record is from RefSeq and is a predicted model, not a curated record. NCBI's taxonomy places the organism in Eukaryota, Metazoa, Chordata, Mammalia, Carnivora, Felidae.